CGCGCCACAAAGGGCCCGCGCGCAGCCGCCGCCGCCGCCGCCGCCGCCGCCGCGCGAGGAGCCAGGAUGGUCCUGGUCCACGUCGGCUAUCUCGUGCUUCCAGUGUUUGGCUCUGUGCGAAACAGAGGUGCCCCUUUUCAAAGGUCUCAGCAUCCUCACGCUACCUCCUGCCGUCACUUCCACCUGGGCCCCCCGCAGCCGCAGCAGCUGGCGCCCGACUUCCCCCUGGCCCACCCCGUGCAGUCGCAGCCGGGCCUCAGCGCCCACAUGGCCCCGGCCCACCAGCACAGCGGCACCCUGCACCAGUCGCUGACUCCGCUGCCCACCCUGCAGUUCCAGGACGUCACAGGUCCCUCCUUCCUACCUCAGGCCCUGCACCAGCAAUACCUCCUGCAGCAGCAGCUCCUGGAAGCCCAGCACCGCAGGCUCGUCUCGCACCCGAGGCGGAGUCAGGAGCGUGUGUCUGUCCAUCCCCACCGCCUCCACCCCAGCUUCGACUUCAGCCACCAACUCCAGACGCCUCAGCCCAGGUAUUUGGCUGAGGGCACUGACUGGGAUCUCAGUGUGGACGCCGGCUUGAGCCCUGCCCAGUUCCAGGUGCGGCCCAUCCCUCAGCACUAUCAGCAUUACCUAGCGACUCCUCGAAUGCACCACUUUCCCAGAAACUCCUCCUCCACGCAGAUGGUUGUCCAUGAAAUCCGAAACUACCCUUACCCUCAGCUUCACUUCCUUGCUCUCCAGGGACUAAACCCCAGCAGACACACCUCCGCAGUGCGGGAGAGCUAUGAGGAGCUGCUGCAGCUUGAGGACAGGUUGGGAAAUGUGACUCGGGGAGCUGUACAGAACACCAUUGAGAGGUUCACCUUCCCCCACAAAUACAAGAAGCGAAGACCCCAGGAUAGCAAGGGCAAGAAGGAAGAGGGGGAGGAGUCAGACACAGAUGAGAAAUGCACAAUUUGUCUGUCUAUGCUGGAAGAUGGAGAAGAUGUGAGGCGCCUACCCUGUAUGCAUCUUUUCCAUCAACUGUGUGUGGACCAGUGGCUCGCCAUGAGCAAGAAAUGUCCCAUCUGCCGAGUGGACAUUGAGACACAACUGGGAGCCGACAGCUGAGGGAGGAAUUAGCCAGUGGACGCCCCAUUUUCCUUCACCAGGUCCUCCCCACGGCCAUAGCCCUUGCAGCCAAACUUUGCCUUCUGAGCCAUUUGAUGUAGAGGAAAAGCCUGCAAGCACAUUUUGUGGAAAGAGGAGUUGGCGGUAUCCGUGUCUGAGGGAAAGGAGGGGUGGGGGGAGGACCCCCCCCAUCCAGAAUGGUGACUGUCCCCAUCCACCUCGCUGCGCGGGAGGGAGCUGGCCGUGCCCGGAGCAGGGGUGGGAAGGGGGGGCCCACGCUGCUGAGAAUCUGGACGGGAACUGGAAGGUCCUAGCUGACAGACAGGCCCCUCAAUCCUGUCCUUGGAAGGAUUGUAUAUAUACCUCUCGACCACGUAGAAACCAUGUAGGGGUCUCUAGCUAUUUCUGUGGAUGGCAGCCGGAGCAUGUUAGCUUAAGAAAAAUGUCGUGUGUGGUGCUCUAGUCAUCUGUGGUGGACAUGUCGCUGUUACGAAUUCGCACCAAAUAUUUCUCAUUGAGUUCCUUGUUUUGGUGCCUGACUGAACCAACAAACAACAGCCCAAAUCUUCCCGUCUUUAUGAGAAAAAAGGAGAAAAGAAUCAAAAGUGGAAAAAAAAAAAAAAGCCAA
This is a messenger RNA of Mustela erminea (ermine), 1738 nucleotides long. It is a transcript of the gene ARK2C, whose product is annotated as ring finger protein 165. Gene Ontology annotation, biological process: motor neuron axon guidance; positive regulation of BMP signaling pathway. The transcript has 8 exons. The record is from RefSeq and is a predicted model, not a curated record. Bases 67 to 1110 code for a protein of 347 amino acids. Lineage: Eukaryota; Metazoa; Chordata; Mammalia; Carnivora; Mustelidae. Gene Ontology annotation, molecular function: ubiquitin protein ligase activity; zinc ion binding.